This is a messenger RNA of Orbicella faveolata, 3764 nucleotides long. RefSeq lists its product as uncharacterized. The record is from RefSeq and is a predicted model, not a curated record. NCBI's taxonomy places the organism in Eukaryota, Metazoa, Cnidaria, Anthozoa, Scleractinia, Merulinidae.
AACUGGUCAACUCUCGUUAUAGCAGAGACCGUCCGGAACCAUUAUUUGUGUUCCUUUUAAUUUGUAGUACGAAUCAUAUAAUCUACUUUGACACAUAAUCAUCUUAUGCAGUCCAAAUUAGUGCACAACUAGUAAAGAUUACAAGAAUGCAGAAUCCAAGUUGUCCGUCGUAACUAGAGUGAAACAUUAAAAAUAUUACUUUGCGACGACAUCAGGUGCAUGUUAGACUCGAUUACCAGCCGCUGUUCGAUCGAGCCUAAUCAGGUGCCCGCAAUUCCGAAUCAUGAGCGGAAGUUGUUUCCGUACAUUAAUAGCGGGUGGCCGGUGUAAUAGCGAGGUCCGUGUUUAAAUAGUGGGAUGUCCGUAAUAGCGGGGUGUCCUUAAUAGCGGGGUGUCCUUAAUAGCGGGUUGUUCGUAAUAGCAGAUGUCCGUAAUUGCGGGCGAGAUUUGACCUGUCGACUGUAUACACUUUGUAUGGACUGUCGUGACGCAAGCUACCUUUAAGACUCGCAUCGAUAGCCGUAAUCGAUGCUUGUUGUAAGCAGACAUCCACGGAUUGCUUGCUGACAAACAAGUGAAACUCGGACUGUCAGGACAAGUUUACCACAGCAACCUUAAAAAUAGAGAGGGAGGCUUAAAGAACUGUGUUAUUACAGAACGAACAGCUGUAACAAUACUAAUGACACCUCUGACAGCCUAUGACGUCAUGUCUUAGCUCUCUACAAAGCACCAUAAACAGCAGUGUCAUGUUUCUUUCUCACGAACAAGCAGUCGAUGUCGCCAUAGCGGAUAUCUAAAAUGUCUAACACCCGAUUAAAGCGUAUAUGCAACCCCUUCUAUGUUGUGAAAUAUGCUCGCUCUCGUCUGAUGGUCGUUUUGUUAUUUGUUAUUUGUUUGGUGUCCUUUAUGCUUCUGUAUCAAGGAACUUUACUUUUCAAGUCUUACACUGGUAAAAUUCGCUCUCCAACUAGUGUUUUAUCCAAGGAACGUGUACGCGACGUUGCUUGCAGGCUUCCCGUUUUGGAUCCGUUUCAUUCUAGCGUGGUUCAGUUUACAGAAGAUCUUGGCAAACUACGCUGCGAAGGAACGAGUUAUUCGAGCUUCGAAAACAACGUUCUCCGGGUUGAGGGCGAAGGCAUUGUUUCCGCAUGGUACAGCAAGAUUGAAAGGACUUCAGGGAACGAUUUUGAUGUUGAGCUUUCCGAUCCGGUGAAAAUACAGCAUAUGAGCUCGGGGAAGAACGAUGUUUUUACUGGAAGUGCAUCGGUAGAUUACGACUUCAUCAGAGUAGAUGUCGAAACGUCUUCGGGCGAGACGAAAUCAGACGUACAUAUGCACGUGUUUCCCAAAAAGGAAGUUCUCGAGCGACCAACGAAGCCUGGAGGUAUUCCACUGAAUGUGGCUUUGAUCAUGUUCGACUCUACUUCAGCUGCUAAUUUUAGAAGAAAAAUGCCAAACACUUUGGAAUAUCUGACCAAGAAUCUCGAUUCAUUGUUAAUGGAAGGUGAGACGAUCGUGGGAGAUGGAACCACCGCUCAACUGUGCGCAAUGCUUACUGGGGUCGACGAGAGAAAGCAACCGGAAGCUCGGCGGAGAAUAAGUUCUUCUAAACCCGUGGACAGCUGGAGGUGGAUUUUUAAAAACUAUAAAGAAAAGGGAUACGCUACCAUGUUCUCGGAAGACUCACCUUCCUUGGCAUCGUUCAAUUAUCGUUUCCACGGCUUUCAAGACCCGCCGACGGAUCAUUUCGCCCGCCCAUUUUGGAUCGAGACUGAUAAACUUAUAAAGUCACAUUGUGUUAACAACCGACCAUCUCAUGACAUGUCUUUGAAAUACCUGUUGAGUUUCUUCCGCAGAUACAAAGACAGACCAAAGUUUGGGUUCUCAUCCCACGCCGUAAUUUCACACAACGACAUAAACACCAUCGGCUACGCAGAUGAAUAUCUAAAAGCGUUUUUGGAAACGUUUAAGGAAGAAUCAUUCCUGAACAACACUAUACUGAUUAUUUUCGCCGACCACGGAGCGCGGUAUUCAGAGUUGAGGAAAACAAUUCAAGGUAAACUGGAAGAGAGGUUUCCAUUCAUGUCAAUCACAACACCGAAAUGGUUUCGUGAGAAGCACACAGACCUCUACAAUAACCUCGUGCAUAACUCCCGCGUUCUAACAUCGCCAUUUGAUGUUUAUGCUACAUUGCGCCACAUCUUGUCAUACCCACAAUACCCCAGCGAGAUUAUAACCGGUCAAAGCUUGUUUACCCGGAUUGAGGAGAGAAAUCGCACUUGUGCUAGCGCUGGCGUAGAAGAUCAUUGGUGUCCAUGCCUUGAUUUGGAACCUGUGUCAAUUGAUGAGCCGGCAGUUAAAGAAUCAGCGGCAGCUGUACUGGGAUACAUCAACGAUCUGACGUCAAAGAGUGAUGAAUUAUCAAAGUUGUGUCAGCGGUUAGUUUUGAAGGAGAUAAAGACCGCGUUCCGUGAGAUGCCUAAAGAAGCCAUGCAGAGGUUUCGAGACACGAAGCACGCUGCAAACGAUGAAUGUGAUUUCUGCGUGGCAGUGAUGGGUGAUAAAGCUGAGAACACUCUCGUUAGAGACACAUUGUAUCAGCUUCAAAUUCUCACAUCUCCGAAUGAAGGAUUUUAUGAGGCCUCUGUUAGAAUGACGAAAGGUGUUUUUCUAAUUGCAGAGGAUAUCAGUCGAAUUGACGCUUACAAAGACCAGCCAUAUUGUAUAAUGGAAACUUAUCCUCUUUUGCGUAAAUAUUGUUACUGUUCUCCAAGAUCGGCGUAAUAGAAAACAUGUGCGAGGUGUAAUUUUUUUCUUCUGGGAUAACCAUGGCAUAAAGUGCUUGUGAUUUUGUAGGGAGGUUUUUUUUUUUUGCAAUAUUGUCGACGGUCACGAAAACGCACGCCAUGAAAAAAUUAAUGGACAAAGAGAUGCAUUGCAUGAACAACUGUGACGAACGCCGCUGUUCACAAAUUUGUACAGGUCAAAUACCUGUGACAUUUUGCACGAAGAAAAACUGGAACACGAUAGCUGUUUAGGGAAAUGUUCGGAAUCGUACCUAAAAUCGUCAAUUGUGGAUUUUAAGCUGCGCGUUAAGAAUUGUUAGGCCAUACAAAGCCUGAAUUUUAGGUGUCUGCUCUGUUCGUCUCACCACAGAGUCGCCUUCGUGAAUGUGUACGUGGAAUGAACGAGUUACAGCACUUAGAAACAAAGCUGAGCUAGUUUACUAACUUAUAUGUUACUUUAAUCAAGGAUAGAUCAAUUUAAUGUAUUUAAUUACGCGGGCCUCCACUCUCCUUCCUGUUAGCUCAAGGAGUCUCUGGAUUGCCGGCUCUAGGUAGAAUUGCUGUCGAAAUAGUUUAAUUUAUCAUAUAUAUUUAAUUGAGGUAAACUUGGUAACAACUGGAUAAUUUUGCCGCACACGACCUGCUUUUCACUAAGAAUGAGCCCUGGAUCUGAAAUAGACAAGUAGACGUCGGAUGGUAUCUCGAAUAAACAGGAGCGUUUAAUUAAACUCGAGCUUACAGACCCGGAGUUUAUUUCAACCGAACGUUUGUUCGGAGCCCGACGCUUAGUCGAGAAAAUACAGUACAUGUUUCGUCUGCAGCGACUGGCAAAUUCCAAAACGAGACGAAACAAAACGAGCUCUAGGCGUGUCGCGACAAACUAGUGGGUGGGACUACUUUACAGGUCGUCUUCAAGGGUAGACAAGUAAACCACGGAAAACCAAAGUUGACGGUUAUCGGCGAUUUAUUACAUCAACA